Messenger RNA from Platichthys flesus (European flounder), 1573 nucleotides. RefSeq lists its product as uncharacterized. The transcript has 5 exons. Bases 245 to 1444 code for a protein of 399 amino acids. Lineage: Eukaryota; Metazoa; Chordata; Actinopteri; Pleuronectiformes; Pleuronectidae. The record is from RefSeq and is a predicted model, not a curated record.
AUCUCACAAAAAUUCAAAAAUUCGACGAAAACCGUCACAUAUAUAUAUUGUCCACAUUUUCCGUGCAGGGGUAGGCAAUUCUUGGUCUCUACAGAAAAGGUUUAGAAAAGCUAAGACUAAAAAGACGAAAACAAAACCUUUUUUUUGUCGUUUUUUUUCACACCUAUCUUUUGGGAAACCAGAUUUGCCUGCCCCUGCACUGGGAGAUAAGGCCCCAUCCGUGAGGGUGCUCCAACAUCGGACCAUGGAGCAGGACCCGAUGGAGGAAAUUUUCACCAUCUCGUUGAAGCCACUUCUAUUUCCCGAAAGCUUCACCAAUACCUUCUGCGGACGACCUUUAAGCCUCCAGCACGACUUUAACAUCCGAAAAGAUUCAGACGACAACGAAUUGAUACUAACCAUUUUGAGAGAUGGACAGACAAGUGAAGGACACCAUCAAGACGAUGCUGAAAGAACAACCCUCAUUAUCAAAUUUAAUUUGAUUUGUAAGAAAUUUGGAAAUAUGCAUCCUGAACGAUUUGCAAAUGUUUGUAUUGGUUCUGAAAAGUUGGAGUUUUUGAAAAAUACUAACUCUGAUAUAUCAAAUAUACUCUCCAAAUAUUCGGGAAAGAAAAGUCAACAUAUGAUUGGUAUGUUUUUCGCUGAAGGAUAUAAAAAAAUUAUAUUUUUCUCUGUUCCCAAACCAAAUUAUUCUGAAAAUUGUCAAGAUUUAAAUGAGCACACAGAAGAAAUUAUCAUAAGACUAAUCAAUGAUUAUCUGUCAAAACAUUUUUAUAACAAAAAGCCUAAAGGAAUUAUCGUUUUAUAUUCAACAAACAGCCCAUGUAUAAAAAGGGAAAACGAUACAAAAGUUGCUUGUAUGUUCCAGCUUUUAGUUAUAGCCAAGCAUUGGAAAAUUAAAUAUGGAAUAGAUACAAAGUUGUAUUUCAAAAAAUGUUGGGGACCAAUUAAACGGAAUUGUUCUGAAGUUAUUCGAAGUAUUCCUGAUCGAUUCGCCAAACAACAAAUACAGUUUAGUAUCCAGCUGAGCCAUAAAAAACUAAAGAAAUUGUCUAUAAAAGAUUUGUUUUCCAUGGUUCCAGAUAAAACAGAUAGGAACACCAUUUUAAACGAAUUUAAAAACAUAAAGAAGGGUCUUAAUAUCUUGGUUAAAGAAAAAAAAUCUUUGACCUAUCAUGAACAUAUUGAUAAGGUAAAGACACUGAUUGCAGAGUGCACAUGCAACCCAAAAUUGAACGAUAUGGUUUUGGAUAUUUUGCAGGAAAAGGUAAAAAGUCAGGAAAAGGAAGGUAUUAGUGAAAAUGAGACAAAAAUUCUGAACUCUGUAUUAGUAAAGUCAUUUAUAGAUAAAUUAGAGUUAAUUUUAGGGGAGAGUAGUCCUAUAAAGUUUUAUCAGAUCCCGCUGAUGGAUUUGAGUUCUUCAUCAGAGGACAGACAGAUAUAGAAGACUGAGAUCUUGCUGCUGUAUUUUUUUAAUUUUAAUUUUUUAAAUAAGUAAUAAAUUCCCCAUCAAUUGUUUUUUCCUGGAUCUUUGUUGUCUACUCUUAUCUUUCAUAAAACCAAUUCAUUUGAG